Lachancea lanzarotensis is the source of this 1209-nucleotide messenger RNA. RefSeq names its product LALA0S01e08130g1_1 (gene TAZ1). Gene Ontology annotation, biological process: cardiolipin acyl-chain remodeling; inner mitochondrial membrane organization. The transcript has a single exon. Gene Ontology annotation, cellular component: mitochondrial membrane. Gene Ontology annotation, molecular function: 1-acylglycerophosphocholine O-acyltransferase activity. Bases 1 to 1209 code for a protein of 402 amino acids. The record is from RefSeq and is a predicted model, not a curated record. Lineage: Eukaryota; Fungi; Ascomycota; Saccharomycetes; Saccharomycetales; Saccharomycetaceae.
AUGUCACUUCCCGAUGUUUUAAAGCGAGGCGAUGACUUUUUAUCACAGUAUCCGCGGACCAGUCCGCUAUGGCAAUUGGGAUCGCAUGCCACUUGUCUUUUGACAGUUGGGAUCUCGAAACUCAUUUUGAAAACAUUCUACAAUGUGCAGUUAACCCAUUUUGAAAGACUUGAGACUGCAAUAGAUCGCUCAGUAAGUGAGAAUCGUGGAUUGAUGACUGUCAUGAAUCAUAUGUCCGUGGUGGACGACCCAUUCAUAUGGGGUGUUUUCCCAUGGCGAAUCUACACGGACCUGGAUCAUAUUCGUUGGUGUCUUGGUGCCCACAACGUUUGCUUUCAAAAAAAAUCUCUAGCCACUUUUUUUUCGCUCGGCAAAGUGCUGUCUACCAUAAGAUUUGGUGGUGGGCCUUUUCAAGGCUCCAUUGACGCUUCAAUCAGGCUUCUUUCACCAGACGAUACGCUAGAUCUCGAAUGGACCCCCAGCUGGGCUCAAGAAGAGAAGGAAACACCACAGCAAAAGCAAAUGAGCACACUAACGAAACUUGCGCAAGACUAUACUCCUCCUGUGAAAAGAAGCAAACCUUCGUGGGUCCAUGUCUAUCCAGAAGGUUUCGUUUUGCAACUUGAGUCUCCCUAUGCCAACUCCAUGAGAUACUUCAAAUGGGGCAUCACCCGUAUGAUUUUGGAAAGCACAAAGGCUCCCAUCGUGGUUCCAAUCUUCAGCACAGGGUUCGAAAAGAUAGCUCCUGAGUCUGCAGCGGGGACGAAAGUUGAACGGUAUCUUCCGCGUAAUUUUGGAGCCGAGAUCAAAGUCAUGGUCGGUAACCCUAUAAAUGACGAAAUAAUAGAAGCAUAUCGCGACGAGUGGAAAAAACUAGUCGAAAAAUACCAUGAUCCAAAGCAUCCAACUGAUCUCACCGAAGAAUUGAAGGUCGGUAAAGAUGCACAAAAUUUGCGGAGCAGAUUGGCCUCGGAACUGAGGGCACAUGUCGCAGAAGUUCGUCAUGAGGGCCAUAAUCUUCCGAUCGAGGAUGAGAGGUUUCAAUCCCCUCAGUGGUGGAAACAAUACACAGACUCUGAGGGUAGCUCAGACCCAGCUGUCAGAUUUAUUGGCAAAAACUGGGCAGUAAGAAGAUUGCAAAAAUUCUUAAAUGAACAAUCUGAUGCCGAGUCUUCUGAAAAUGACACUAAAUCCGAUGCCAAGAAAUGA